Molecule: messenger RNA, 1237 nt
Organism: Paramacrobiotus metropolitanus
Lineage: Eukaryota; Metazoa; Tardigrada; Eutardigrada; Parachela; Macrobiotidae
Exons: 2
Coding region: 381-887 (168 amino acids)
Source: RefSeq, a predicted model, not a curated record
CACUUUCCUUUGGAACGAGAAUCACGUUUAACGAAUUUUUUCAAAUUCCCCGAAAAGAGUGUUAGUGUCGCGGCAACAUGGCCUGGAUGUAGAUCUGACAUGGUCUGGUGCUCACCAUAUUGCUAAUCGCAGUGUUAUUACUCAAUCGAACGCGCCAGUAUGCAACUCUCCAGAUCUGAUCUUUCCGUAUGAUCUUUCCGUAUUAAUCGUGCUUCAGUGUACGGUAAUCACCGCGCUAUGCCUGCCGGCUGCCGGUGAUCAUUCCACGUUGCUACGGACAACAUACAGGUUCCAUCAGCGGGGAGCCGUGCAUCCGUCACAGCGUGCUUCGAAAGGUGUGUUUGCAAUUUUAUGCUGCACAGAGUCGCGGAAUAGUGCGAAUGAAUCCGCGAUUUCAUAUGAUCAAUAAUAUGCAUAAAGCCUUCGCAUUCUGCGGCCCCUGGUGGCAGGAUACGCUUAAUAUGAAGCAAGCGCCCACGGAGACAUUGGAGGAUUUCGCUAAUCGGGUGCUGAAGCGCGUGCAGGAUGCCACGUGCUCCAAGCAGGUGCACCAGGAGAUCGCCAUGGGUAUUUUCAUGUGUGGCAUCGCGUCGGACGCGGUACGACGUUCGCUGCUUGUGUGCGAUUAUCCGCAUCUGCAGGCAAUGAGCGCAUGGGCUGAAGAGCACGGGGAGGAUGAUGAAAUGCCCGUUUUGGAUAACGUUGAAACUGUCGUGGAAGCGCCAAUUGUCCCUGUCAAGAAGCCAAUCCGCCCAGCGAAGCGUGCCCGUCGUAAGUGGUAUCCUGUUAAGCGCUUGUGCCGUGUCCUGCGCAGCCGCCGGGAACUACGCCGUCGCAAAUGGAUGCGAGCACGCGUCAUGCUCAAAGUGGGAUCAUCCCGGGUGUAAAAAGGUGACAAGAUUGUGCAAUAUGCAUCAAUCUAACAAGAGUCUUCAUAAAACAACCAGUGCAGCUUUUUCGAUAGUGUUACUGUCUUUUUAUCACUAUAUGUGCGACCUUUGGUUGAACUGCAUGCAUGAGCCUAUUCGUCGUUUCUGGAUCUUCAGAUAUUUAUUUUUAUAGCUUGUUGUCGUUAUUUUUGAAUAGUUCGUUCGUUCGGUCGUUCGUUCGUUCCUUUUUUACUUCUGUUUACUUUCUCAAACCGCUAUACUUUUUAAGUUCAUUGUGGUUUUGACUUUUGAGCAACAAGAUGCGUUUACAGUGGGCCGUCGAUGGCUAAAGUCUCGGCGAUUAUUCC